AUGGGACGUCACAUGAACCCCGACAUUCGGUUGUGUGCACUGUACGAGUUCAAACUUGGGCGCUGUUCUCGAAUAGCUUUCGAUAAUUUGGUCCGAGCGUAUGGCGCCAAUGUCGCCUCGAUGUCCACGGUUAUGAGUUGGUUUCGAAAAUAUCGUGACGGCAAUGAGAACACGGAUCAUGAAAAAUCGUCUUCGAAGGUGAAUGACAUGGAACUGAAACAAUUGAUGUACGAGUAUCCCCACAUAGGAAUGAAGGAACUGGCGCGAUACUUUGGUGUCAGGUAUACCACAAUCAAAUAUCACAUCGAUUCAAUUGCCAAAGGAAAAUUCCGGAAAUACACUGGAGAUAAACCGGUGAGUUUUGAUAAUUGA
Ostertagia ostertagi is the source of this 372-nucleotide messenger RNA. NCBI's taxonomy places the organism in Eukaryota, Metazoa, Nematoda, Chromadorea, Rhabditida, Trichostrongylidae. The record is from the annotation of a GenBank genome assembly.